Messenger RNA from Linum trigynum, 2833 nucleotides. Lineage: Eukaryota; Viridiplantae; Streptophyta; Magnoliopsida; Malpighiales; Linaceae. The record is from the annotation of a GenBank genome assembly.
UAGUCUAACGACAAAUUGAGUCUUCUUUUUUUUUCCCACCCCCUUUCCUCCCUGAUUCUUCUUUACUUCUCCCUCAUCAUGUCGACUUCCUCCUCCUCUUAUGAUGCCACAUGCCCUAUUCCCGCCGCCACAACUCCCCCUUCCACCCUCCCUCGGCCCCUCACAUCGCCACCAAACUCACAUCUACGAACUAUCUCCUAUGCCAGAUGCAACUUCUUCCCCUUCUUACAAGCUUUGAUCUUUCAAAGUUUGUUGACGGCAGCUUCCCCGCACCGCCUCGUACUCUCGCUGGCGGCCAAUCGAACCGUGACUACAUUGCUUGGCCCCGUCUUGAUCAACUAGUUUUUUCUUGGAUCGCUGGCUCUCUCUCCGUCUCUGUCCUCUCUCGACUGGUCGACUGUUCCACGGCGCUUGAGGCCUGGACGCGUCUCGCCUCCACCUACGGCUCCGACAACCGACAAACGUUACGCGGCCUGCGCACCUAACUCAACGAGCUUUCUCGUGGUACGGAGUCUUGUGCUCCAUACCUUGCUAGUGCACAAGACCUAGCUGACCGCCUUGCUGCCCUGAAUAACCCGAUCUCCGACGAUGAAUUGGUUGAUCGUUGCCUUCGUGGCCUCGGCGACGAGUUCCUGCCAUUUGUUCGCACCAUUGAAACCAAGCUGGAGCCUCUCUCCUUUGUUGAUUUUCACGGGCUCCUUCUCAACGAAGAACAUCGGCUCCGCCGCCGUAGUCCUAUUUCUGACGAUGGUCUCGCCCAAGCAAACUAUGGCCGCUAUGGCGGGCGUGGCGGCACCCACCUCUAUGGCGGCCGUGGGCGUGGUCGCCUUCUCGGACGCGGCCGUGGAUCGAGAUACAGCGGCGGUGGCCGCCCCUCUUACCCCUCUGUUUUCCCCUCUUCUUUUGCAGGACCAAGCCACUGAGCAGGUCUACUUGGGCCCAGGCCCAAUCACCACCCGCCAAAUCCGAACAGCAGCACGCUCCAAUGUUACACCUGCCAUGGCUAAGGCCAUCUAGCCAAACACUGUCCCAAACCCUCCCUCACGUCUCGCUUUCCACCCUCGACCAAUUAUGCCUCCUCCUCAACCUCCCAAGAUUGGAUAAUGGAUUCUGGUACAAACUAUCACAUCACCUCUGAUCUCAACAAUCUCGCUCUUCACUCCGAAUAUAAUGGGCACGACAAGGUAUCCUUUGGCAAUGGUAAUUCUCUUCCCAUCUCCCAUUCUGGUUCGUCCCUUGUCUCACUUAAUAGUCACCCUUUUCAUCUUAACAAUAUUCUUCAUGUUCCUUCUGCCUCUCACAAUCUGCUUUCUAUCAACUCUCUCACACGUACUAAUCCCUUAUCUAUUCAUUUUGUUAAUGAUUCCUUCAUCAUCAAGGACUCUCGCUCGCAGAAAAUCCUUCAUCAUGGUCGCAGUAAAGAUGGGUUGUACUCGGUGCCACUCUCUAUUCUCUCCCAAGUGGCUCCUCGUGCGUUUCAUUCCACCCUCUCCCAAUGGCAUCAACGUCUUGGUCACCCUCACUCCCGUGUUCUUCGCCAAGUCCUCCAACGUCAUUCUCUGCCUGUCUCCAAUAAACAUGAGGUUCAUUUGUGUCAUGGUUGUAGUGUUGCCAUAGAGGUGGGUGCCACCACGCCCGCCAUAGCGACCAUAGUUUGCUUGGGCGGUACUACCUUCAGAAAUAGGACUACGGCGGCGGAGCCGAUGUUCUUCGUUUAGAAGGAGCCCGUGAAAAUCAGCAAAGGAGAGAGGCUCCAGCUUGGUUUCAAUGGUGCGAACUAAUGGCAGGAACUCGUCGCCGAGGCCACGAAGGCAACGAUCAACCAAUUCAUCGUCGGAGAUCGGGUUAUUCAGGGCAGCAAGGCGGUCAGCUAGGUCUUGUGCACGAGUAUGGAGCACAAGACUCCACACCACGAGAAAGCUCGCUGAGCUGGGUGCGCAGGCCACAUAACGUUUGUCAGUUGCCGAAGCCGUAGGUGGAGGCGAGACGCGUCCAGGCCUCAAGCGCCGUGGAACAGCCGACCAGCCGAGAGAGGACAGAGUCGGAGAGAGAGCCGGCGAUCCAAGAAAAAACUAGUUGAUCAAGACGGCGCCAAGCAAUGUAGUCAGGGUUCGAUUGGCCGCCAGCGAGAGUACGAGGCGGUGCGGGGAAGCUGCCGUCAACAAACUUUGAAAGAUCAAAGCUUGUAAGAAGGGGAAGAAGUUGCAUCUGCCAUAGGAGAUAGUUCGUAGAUGUGAGUUUGGUGGCGAUGUGAGGGGUUGAGAGAGGAUUGAAAGGGGAGAGGGGAGUUGUGGCGGCGAGGCGGGAAUAGGGCCUGUGGCAUCAGAAGAGGAGGAAGUCGACAUGAUGAGGGAGAAGUAAAGAAGAAUUAGGGAGGAAAGGGGGUGGGGAAAAAAAAAGACUCAAUUUGCCGUUAGGCUGUUCGACUCUGAUACCAUGUACGAGCUGGGAAUUUCUGUGUGAUUUCAUUGAUGAAUCAAUGGCCAAUUUAUACAGUAUAAUUACAAGAUCAGUAGUGCUAGUAGUGGGAGCAAUAUUAGGAACAGAAUAACAGAAGGUUGUUGAGUGGAGAUAAUGGAGGAAGUGGCAUUAGACCCGGUCUCCCAAGCUAAGGUGUGAUAAUCUAGGUGCAACAUACCUCACCGCCAACCCCGUCUUUCGCGCGCGGCAAACACAUGGAAAUAGACUUCCACUUCGUCCGCUAACCCCGGGUCUAAUGCCACUUCCUCCAUUAUCUCCACUCAACAACCUUCUGUUAUUCUGUUCCUAAUAUUGCUCCCACUACUAGCACUAUUGAUCUUGUAACUAUACUGUAUAAAUUGGCUAUUGAUUC